AUGGUGACGGGCUCGGCGCUGGGCUCCCGCAGCCGGGACCGAGCCGCGCCGCCCCCCUGCCCGUCGCCGCCGCCGUCGGCGGGCGGGCGGCGCGGCGGGGCGGCGGCGGCGGCGGCGGCGGUGCUGGCGGGGCUGUGCGCCCUCUGCUACGGCAACUCCCUGCGGGGCGAGUUCGUGCACGACGACGUCUGGGCCAUCGUGAACAACCCCGACGUGCGGGCGGCCGCCCCCGUGGCCGCCGCCUUCGCCAACGACUUCUGGGGCAAGCGGAUGGCCGAGAACACCAGCCACAAGUCCUACCGGCCCCUCUGCGUCCUCACCUUCAAGUUAAACAUAUUGCUGGCUGGUAUGAACCCCUUCUAUUUCCACGCAGUGAAUGUAAUUUUACACUGUCUAGUGACUCUUGUGCUGAUGUACACUUGUGACAAAGCUGUGUUCAAGGACUGUCGACUUGCUUUUGUCACGGCGCUGUUCUUUGCUGUGCAUCCCAUUCACACUGAGGCUGUAACAGGUAUAGUAGGCAGAGCGGAUGUCCUAGCCUGUCUACUCUUUCUGUUGGCUUUUCUCUCCUAUAAUAGGAGUGUGGAUCAGCUUUAUGUUGGGGAACAUUUCCCUCCCACUGCCUCCCCAUUCUUUUUGCUGCUUAGUUUAUUCCUUGGGACGUGUGCAAUGCUGGUGAAAGAAACUGGAGUCACUGUGUUUGGUGUGUGCUUGGUUUAUGACUUCUUUUCCCUCUCCUGCAAUGGACUCAAACUGAGAAACGGGGGGAUCCACCAGAGACCUGCCCGGCAGCCCGCGGCUUCUCCCUCUGCCUCGCUGCAGGUCCCUCUGGCCGGCCGGGAGAACGGGAAGCAUCGCUUUGCUCACCGGGGCACCUGGAGCUCCUGCCACCCGGCGUCACCUGAGGAGCAGCGGAGCGGUGGCCUUUCGGUGCCCAGCAAAGCCAUGUGGGCCAUUCGGAGCUACCUGACUGCAAAUAACAACCAGAAUUUCUUGUAUACUGCAAGGCCUUUUUUGAAGAGAGCUGCUUUGGUGAUAAGCUACGUGAUUCUCGUGUUGUAUUUCCGCCUCUGGAUAAUGGGAGGAUCCAUGCCGAUGUUUUCGGAGCAGGACAAUCCAGCUUCAUUCUCGCCGUAUUUACUGACGAGGUUUCUAACUUACUCCUACCUUCUGGCUUUCAAUGCGUGGCUUCUGCUGGCACCAAUCACCCUAUGCUACGACUGGCAGGUCGGCAGCAUCCCUUUGAUCGAGUCCGUCUGGGAUGCGAGGAACUUAGCCACAGUGUUCCUGGUGCUGGUGAUGACGUUACUUAGCCUACACUGCAUAGCUGCAUUCAAGAAACUGGAACACAAAGAAGUUUUGGUUGGCUUGUUGUUCCUGGUUUUCCCAUUCAUCCCAGCCAGCAACCUCUUCUUCAGGGUGGGAUUUGUGGUGGCAGAGCGAGUCCUUUACAUGCCGAGUAUGGGGUACUGCAUCCUUUUUGUCCACGGUCUAAAAAAGCUGUCUACAUGGUUAAAUAAGUGGAGAAUUACUGUUCUGACCCUCUUUGCUUUACUGCUGCUGCUCUUCUCUUGGAAGACCGUGAAACAGAAUGAAAUCUGGCUGUCACGAGAAUCCCUUUUCAGCUCAGGAGUGAAGACCCUGCCCCACAAUGCCAAGGUGCACUACAACUACGCCAAUUUUCUGAAAGACCAGGGCCGUAACGUUGAGGCGAUCUACCACUACAAAACUGCUCUCAAACUGUACCCUCGUCACGCAAGUGCUCUCAACAACUUGGGGACGUUGACCAAAGACGUGGUGGAGGCAAAGGACUACUACAGACGGGCCCUUCAGUUAAACCCUCAGCACAAUCGAGCUCUCUUCAAUCUCGGCAACCUGCUCAAGUCCCAAGGGAAGAAGGAGGAAGCUGUAAUCUUACUGCGGGACUCCAUUAAGUACGGCCCAGAGUUUGCAGAUGCUUACUCAAGCCUGGCCUCGCUGCUAGCCGAACAGGAACGGCUUAAGGAAGCAGAGGAGGUCUAUAAGGCUGGCAUAGAAAAUUGUCCAGAGAGCUCCGAUCUGCAUAACAACUAUGGUGUUUUCUUGGUUGAUACUGGGGCUCCCGAGCGAGCUGUGUCCCACUACAGGCAGGCCAUCCACCUGAGCCCCGCUCACCACGUGGCCAUGGUGAACCUGGGCAGGCUUCACCGCUCCCUGGGGCAGAACAAAGAGGCUGAAGCGUGGUACAAGCGGGCACUGAAGGUAUCCCGGAAAGCUGAAAUCCUGUCUCCGCUCGGGGCUCUGUAUUACAACACGGGGCGGUAUGAAGAAGCGUUGCAGGUUUACAGAGAAGCGGCAUCACUGCAGCCUUCAAACAAAGAGAUCCGACUGGCGCUGGCUCAAGUUUUAGCAAUGAUGGGGCGGAUGAAGGAAGCCGAAAAAAUGACGAACCAUAUACUCAACGAGGAUGUGGAGUGUCUGGAGUGCUACCGCCUUCUGUCAGCCAUCUUCAGCAAGCAGGAGCACUAUGCCAAGGCACUUGAAGCUAUAGAAAAAGCUCUUCAGCUAAAACCAAAGGAUCCAAAAGUCAUAUCAGAGCUCUUUUUCACUAAAGGAAACCAGCUAAGAGAACAGAAUCUCCUUGACAAGGCUUUCGAGAGCUAUAAACGGGCUGUGGAGCUCAACCCAGACCAAGCGCAGGCCUGGAUGAAUAUGGGAGGCAUUGAGCACAUCAAGGGGAGCUACGUCACUGCCCGUGGCUACUAUGAGAAAGCCUUACAGCUGGUUCCAAACAGCAAGUUGCUGAAGGAGAACCUGGCCAAACUGGAUCGCUUGGAGAAACGGUUUCAGGACGUCCAGGAGAAAGACCAAACAUAGCAUUCAGUCACCAGUGGAAAGAAACUCAUGCCCCUUGGAGAAGAGUAUGGUGGAAGCCUAUUGCUUGAAGUGAUGCUGAAGGAACUUUGAUAGGACUCAGAAUUAUGGAAGGCAAAUUUUGAAUGCAUGCUUAUGUUUGACCAAAGUUACAGGAGACUCUCGGCUCCUGUGGGAUGUGCUGGAGACUGAAUGAAAACCUCCCUUUAAUCAAGAUUUAUGUUUAGGCUGAACCCAUUUUAAUCACACAGGGAGUGUGGGUGGGACACGUACCUUCAAUAUCUUGGUUGUCGCUGGGGAAGC
Gymnogyps californianus (California condor) is the source of this 3156-nucleotide messenger RNA. RefSeq names its product transmembrane O-mannosyltransferase targeting cadherins 1 (gene TMTC1). The transcript is spliced from 20 exons. Bases 1 to 2856 code for a protein of 951 amino acids. Gene Ontology annotation, biological process: protein O-linked glycosylation via mannose. Gene Ontology annotation, molecular function: protein binding; mannosyltransferase activity. Lineage: Eukaryota; Metazoa; Chordata; Aves; Accipitriformes; Cathartidae. The record is from RefSeq and is a predicted model, not a curated record.